Molecule: messenger RNA, 2553 nt
Organism: Zeugodacus cucurbitae (melon fly)
Lineage: Eukaryota; Metazoa; Arthropoda; Insecta; Diptera; Tephritidae
Product: solute carrier family 22 member 3
Exons: 6
Coding region: 105-2159 (684 amino acids)
Biological process (GO): transmembrane transport
Cellular component (GO): membrane
Molecular function (GO): transmembrane transporter activity
Source: RefSeq, a predicted model, not a curated record
GACUGAGUGCCCACACAGUCGCGCGGUCUAGCUGACGGAAGUAACUCGUAGGAAUCGGUGAACGGUAAAAUAAUUACGACGAAGUAAAAUAGAUUACGCCUAAAAUGGCUGCGGUUGAGAUGCAAGAAAAAGUUAGCACAAGUACGGUUACACCGGUAAUUUUUACACUAAACGACACAAGCAACAGCAACAACACUAGCGAUACAACAACAGCAAACAAACACCAAAACUCUACAACGCCACCUGCAAUCAGCUUGGCUGUACCGCCGCCAGCGCCACCCGACAUCGUGCAACAAGUAUGUGGCAACUUCGGUCACUGGCAGCUACGCACGAUACUACUCAUCUUUCUCUGCAAAAUACCCUCCGCCUGGUUUAUGGCUUGCAUUAUCUACACGGCGCCCACACCGAAGAAGGGCGAUUACUACUGCCGCCCGCCGGCACUCAUGAAUCUGAGCAGCGGUCCACUGACGUCCGACACGCCCGCCUGGGUGCGCAUGUCGCAUCCGGUGUCGGAUGAGCGCGGCACCGAUCGUCGCUUCUAUGUGGACGCCUGCAAUAUUUACGAGGAGCAAUUACACCGCGAUUUCGUCGCCAGCCAUGCCAACUAUACGAAUCCGUUCGAGCAGCCGGAUGUGGUGCGCCAGGCGGAUGGUUCGUUGAAGCUGAAGGUGAAUGUGCUGCCGUGCGAACAUUUCGAGCAUAAUUCCGAAUACAUAUCGUUAGUGUCGCAAUUCGAUUUGGUUUGUUCGCGUCAGUUGUUGAUAUCGGUGACGCAGUCGUUUCAUGGCUUGGGCGCCUUCAUCGGUGGGCUAGUGGCGCGACACGCGCUAAAACAUGUCAGUCCACGGCGCCUAAUGCUCAUCGGCAUGUUUUUCCAAGUCUUUUGUGGCUGCAUAACAGGCUUGGUGACAAAUUUCCAACUACACAUUUAUUUCCGUUGCCUAACAUCCAUCGCUUGUACCGUUAUAAUGUCUGCCGGCCAAGUUAUAUUAAUGGAUAUUACAGACGGACGCGCGAAAACCAUCGUCACAACACUUUCCGAGUUAUUCUGGGGCAUUGGACUUAUACUUUUACCGGGUAUAUCAAUAUUUUUUGAUAGCUGGAGUUAUUUGUAUGUGGCCAUAUCGGCGUCGGUGAUUAUUUUAAUUUUUGUGCAUAGAUGGAUCGCCGAUUCGCCGCGUUGGCUUCUAAGCUGCAAUAAAUUAGAUCGAGCGCUCGAACAGCUACUAAAUUCGGCCACGCUCAAUCACCGUUCCAUACCACUGGAUCUUGAGGAGAAGUUGGCGAAUCAAGCGAAACACCUACAACAAAAAGCAACGAGUGCGCCACGCUAUUGGUCCAUUUGGGAUAAGACGACCGAACGCAAGUAUAUUUGCUGUGUGCACGCCGCGUGGGUCGGCGCGAUGAUACUACACAAUGUGACGCUGCUGAUGAUCCGAACAAUGGGCAUGGAGUAUAUACACGUCAAUACCGUGUGCUUGGGACUCUCCGAGGUGCUCGGCAUCUUUAUGGGUCUCUAUUUGAUACUCUACACCAGACGACGUUGGCUUUGGUGCGGUCAGCUGCUGACUUUAGCGGGCGCUAUUACAUAUCUAAUCUGGACUGUGCCGAAUACUUUGAAACCAAGUCGACGUGUGGGUUACGAAAUGAUCUUUUGGAUGUUUUUAAAAUUCGCCACAGCCGUCACAUUCGCCGUGCUGGCCACUUGUACUGGUGAAAUCGUUACAGCCGAGAAGCGUCCAACUCUGAUGUAUUCGGUGGUGACGCAUAGUCGCUUUUGGCUCAUUUUCGGUCCAUCAAUUGCGGUGACAAUUAAUAUUCACAAUUUAAGCCCCAUUACAGUGUUAGCCUCAUUGGCAGUCAUUACGGGUGUAAUGCUGUGCUUUCUCAAUCGCGCCUUCUGGAAUAUGGAGCAACCACGCUUAUCCAAAGUGCCCACACCGAACACAUAUCGACGCAACUCUUCCGCCGAGCUUUUACGUCGUGCUUCACUUGGCACAAAAUCGGAGUUCUAUGAUAAUACUUUGACGAUAAGUAUCUCCGAUCUAUGGCUGGUAAAAUCGCAAUUCGAAACAAUAACGGAACAGGAAGUCGCGGUGGCGCCAAGAGAGAAGUGUGAGAAAGAAAAUGAAAAGCGUAUAUGCGAGCCAUAUUUGUAAUGAAACAGAUCAGACAAUGUAUUAUGUGUAUGCUUUAGGAUGUGUGAACAAAAAAUUCGACAACGGAUUUCCUAACCUCAACUCUGACGUCAAUACUAGAUAAUAAUACAUACUAUUAUAUAGAUUUAUGUCGCGUUAGCAGGUGUUUAGAAGAAUCUGAACUUUGGAUACGCUUUAAGGCUUUCUCAUCGUAAUAAAAGUUAUAUAUGUAUAAUAUCUUUGAAUAUGCAUAUAUGUAUGUCUGGUGGUAAUGGAUGUAUAGAAAAAAGAACAUACGUAGUAGUCUUCAAGUGUAUGUAUAUUAAAUAUAAUUUUGAUAUUGCUUAAAAUAUGUAAAUUUUCACUAUUAAUGAUUGUGUAAAUUAUAUAAUAAAAUAUUAAAUUAGAAAAAUUA